UUAGCAAAAUUAUAUAUAUAUAUAUCUUUAUAUAUUAAAAGUGCCUAUGUAACGGCAAUUCUUGGUUUAACAGAAUAUGCUUUACAAAUAAAAGAAUAUUCUGUUAAAUUUAACCCCACAAAGAAUCGUCCACGCUUUCUCACUCACAAUUAAUCGUUUUCUCAAAGGUUUCUCUCUCACGCAGCUGGAGUACACCAUUCUCUUAUGGAAAAUCUUUCAAAGGUUUCUCACGCAUAAUGUUCAUAAUAUGUUUUCUCACGCAUAAUGGUCAAAGAUAUUGGAUAUGGGUCUUUGGAAGAAGGACCAGUGAUCUUGUGAACCCAGAAAGCGAUCUUCGAUGUGGUGAUUGGAUUGUCGGAUUUGGGUUAGUGUAAUUUUUUUUUUUAGGGGGAUUUAGUUUUUCUGUGACGAAAAGUGAAAAAUGAACGGUGGCGAUGAGGUCGUGGCAGCUCCGUCGGGCCCUCCACAAGCGUUGGAUUGGAAAUUCUCUCAGGUAUUUGGAGAGCGUGCUGCUGGUGAAGAAGUUCAGGAAGAUUGAGGUUUAUUGAAGUUUAGGAGGCUCCACCUCUUCUUCAUCGAGUUAUGGCCCGUUUUGGAAGUAAAAAGAAAAAGGGGUUUGUGAAACCCAUUAUGAAGAAGAAUCAGGCUACUGUGGAUCAUAUCACAGGGGAUAAGAUUCCAAAGAGCUUUGUUUUUGCUAGAGGUAAAUUGCCCGGUCCUCUCAGGAUGCUUCAAAUGGAUUUGAGAAAGCUCAUGCUUCCUUAUACUGCUCUCAAGCUUCGGGCAGCAUUAAAGUUACAAAAAGUUUACAAAAGUUUCCGAACCAGGAGGCGGCUGGCAGAUUGUGCUGUUCUUGUUGAGCAAAGAUGGUGGAAGCUGCUAGAUUUUGCUGAACUCAAACGGAGUUCAAUAUCAUUUUUUGACAUUGAGAAACAUGAAACUGCUGUUUCACGCUGGUCCAGAGCAAGGACCAGGGCUGCCAAGGUAGGGAAAGGUUUGUCUAAGGAUGAAAAGGCUCGCAAACUCGCGUUACAGCAUUGGCUUGAGGCAAUAGACCCUCGACAUCGUUAUGGUCAUAAUCUUCAAUUCUAUUAUGCCAAAUGGCUUCAUUGUGAAAGUGGGCAGCCUUUUUUCUAUUGGCUUGAUAUAGGAGAAUUCAGCCAAUAUUUCUAUAAGUUGUUUGUCCAAAAAACUACGAAGCAAUUAUCAGCCAAAAAAUGGAGAAUUCAGUUGUACGUAGAUGCAAACCGAACAAUGACUUCAAAGUACAAUCAGUUCACCAUUCAAGCAGUUGAACCAAUGGAAAAUUAGGAAGAAGUUACCUUUUUUUUUUUUUUUUUACAGUAAUUUUAUUUUAUUUAGUGUUGAGACUUUUCUUGCUGCUGAGCUUGUUUUUCUUUCUCUUGACUUGUUAUUUAUGGAUUUACAUGGAGUAGUGUAUGCAAGUAUUUCAUAUACCCAAUUUUCUAAAAGUAAAUAAUAAGUAUUAUUUUAUUAUGAUUUA
Cannabis sativa is the source of this 1504-nucleotide messenger RNA. Its product is annotated as IQ domain-containing protein IQM6-like. The record is from RefSeq and is a predicted model, not a curated record. Lineage: Eukaryota; Viridiplantae; Streptophyta; Magnoliopsida; Rosales; Cannabaceae. The transcript is spliced from 9 exons. The coding region runs from base 583 to 1311 and encodes 242 amino acids.